AUGGCUUCUGGUGACACUGCGCUGUGGCUACACAACAAGUUAGGAUCUACCGACGAUUUGUGGUCAGGAAGGACUAUCUGUUCUCAGUUAUCCAGAGAUAAAUUACAGAAUAUUCAAGGAUGUUUCCACUCACUUCAACCACACGUAAAAGUGAAGCUUAUGCUGUCAUUUCUUCAUAUCCCUCGUCGGAAUGUGGAAGAGUGGAAAGAAGACUUGGAGGAGAUUCUGCUGAUGGCGUUAAAUGAUACAGACCAGUGGGUGUCCACAGUGGGUGAAGUGCUCCACAGCUACCCCAAGUCUGGUACACUUAGUCUGGAACUAGAGGAAAACCGUACCUUUUCUGAAGUUCUGGCAGAUCUCAAGAAAUAUGUGAAGAAGACCACAGAGAGUAGAAUGUUACCAAUGGAGUGUCAAUUUCUGAACAGAAAUGCUCUGGUGUCUGUUGCUGGACAACAACCACAGCCAGUAAAACAUUUCGCCCUGAAAAGAAAACCAAAGUCAGCAGCUUUAAGAGUAGAAUUGCUCCAGAAAUCCUCAGAAUAUGCCAACAACAGGAAGAAUUCUCUGCCAAACAGUCUGCCUCUGAAAGUUCGGAGCUUUGCUAAGAGAAUGGAUGAUGGAACACCAUUACGGGGCAUCCCUAACCGCACACCCCCAUCCAGUGGAUUCCGCUCUCCUGGGGCAUUGGGCAGGUUUAACAGUAACCCUUUGGGACAGACCCCUUCCACAGGUAGCAGACCAGCACCUGUCAGGAAAGGUGUCGGCAUCAAGCUGCUGGAUAUAACAGAACAGCCUGUUGGAGCUAAGGAGGCCAAGCGGAGAAGGAAACAGGCAGAAAUGGAGGCCAUGGAGCAACAGAAGAAGGAGAAAGAGGCAGCUGCAGCUGCUCAGCCUGCGACAACAACAACAGCACAAUCUUUCACUCCCGAUUAUGCUGCAGGCUUGAUAUCUCCAUCACCCGCAACAAAAGUGCUCACUGUAACAAGUAGUGCAGUCAGUGCUCUAUCCUCUGGACCGGUUUAUUUACCUAACAACAGCAGCAGGCUGUCAGUUAGUUCAGAGAACACAACACUGCCAUCAAAUAUUUUAUCAGGUGGCACCCAGCUGGCCAGAGACAAUUUACAGCAGCAUUUACAGCAUCAGCUAACUCAGUCAAAGAGUGCUCCCAGUGUGAGCCAGCCUGUGGUUAUCAGCCCUGCCCCAACUGUCCAACAGCACACAGUCACUGUGCCAACAGCCACCCCGCCACAGGCAGCACCCAAGAAAGGACUGUCACUCACGAGGGAACAAAUGUUGGAAGCUCAAGAAAUGUUUAGAACUUCAAACAAAGUUACUCGACCAGAAAAAGCUUUAAUUCUUGGAUUCAUGGCAGGAUCAAGAGACAACCCAUGUCCUCAACAAGGCGACACACUCAAUAUUCGACUCAGUGAAAACAUAGAAAAAAUCUUACACGGAGACAAUACUGAAAAAGAAGUCAUGGUAGACUCCUUCUUCCAGAUGAACUAUUCCACAGGCGAGUGGAAACGUAUCAAAAAGUUCAGAGAAAUCACAUCUUAGUGAUGGUAUGGUGCCAGCCAGUGGUGUUGAUGUAUUGUGUCUGGAUGUUAUAGUAUUAUGACUGUUUCUAUGUGAGUUAUUUGCCCCUGUUUGUAAACUGCGGCAUGUGUCCUGUUGUGAAAUCUACAGAGCUGAGACUCCAUGGUGGCAUUGUCUCUGUCUUCUGAAACCUAACAUGGCUACCAUUUGUGGGUUGUAGUCAGGUUACAAACAGUGACUCCCUGAUGACACACAGUGGACAGGUGUCCUCAUGAAGUGAAUUGAGAAUUGUGACAGCAGUGGUGGAAAAUACAGGACAGUUGUUUUAGUGGUAUUAUGAUAAUGUUGCAGAAGUAAAAUGAGUACACCUCAAUCACUUUGGUCUUGAUCACUGAUAAAAGUGCCUAGCAAACCUGGUUGUGGCUCUCACAUCAUAGAAAGCUUCCACAUUCUCAUUGUUUGACUGUUUGACACAGAACACAUUUCAUGUUUCCUGAGUUCAGAUAGGUGUCGUUUAUUGAGCAUUCCCAAAUGUACAUACAUGAUAAUAAUCUGUGAAUGAUGUAUUCUAAAAUUCUCACUUGCUGCAUUCACAUGUGCCAUUGUUGCUCAGUGGCUUUCUACUUGUGACAGAGUGUACACAAGAAUGCAGUGUUGUUGCACAGUGAAUUCCUGCUCCUAUAGAAUGUACUUAAGAAUGUGACAUUACUGUUCAGUGACAUCUUACUCCUUAUAGAAUUUACACAAGAAUGCGACAUUGUUGCACAGUGAUUUACUACUCCUGAUAGAGUGAACACCUGCUGUAACAUGCCAGUAUUUACCAGUUCUUGGUAAAUUAUCCUGUAAAAGACACAAGCUUAAUCAACUGGCAGAACUUAUCCUUGAAAUCUGUACGUACAUACAUGUAUGUUAAACCAAUUCAAUGUACAUUUAGUUUCCAGCUUUAUUAGUGUCCUAUCUGAUUGCAAAGGCCUUCUUCCUUCCAUACACGUGCACUUAUCUUCUGAAGAUCGGUGUAUGAACAUGAAAUCGGUGUACAAAUUUUGUGGCAGGAUCACUUUCAGUAACAGCAUCUAUGAGUGUUGUGAAUAAAUGUGAAGGACUGGUUAUGAGCAGCCAUUUUUUUAUUUACAUCAUACCAAUUUGUAAUACAGCUGGCACACAACCAUGGCCAUUACUCUAAGUGACAGGAUUUCAAAGGGGUUUUUCUCAAAGCUUAGACUUGUAUAUCUUUUGUUAAUUUUCCAUUAUGUGUAAUGAUGACUAAAGGUUUGUAUUGGGUCCAACAGCCAUUUCCAUAUUUAUUAUGUAACUGUACGAGCUAGGAAUUGCCUUGAAUCUCCUGGAAUCAUUGUGAUGUACUCACUGUUAUUAAUAUCAGUUCUAUGGGUCAGGCUCUCUCCAUUGUUCUGAUAUGGCUGAAGUCCUAGCAACUGUGAAUAAAAUUCUUUGAUA
Molecule: messenger RNA, 2991 nt
Organism: Liolophura sinensis
Lineage: Eukaryota; Metazoa; Mollusca; Polyplacophora; Chitonida; Chitonidae
Product: negative elongation factor A-like
Exons: 11
Coding region: 1-1557 (518 amino acids)
Biological process (GO): negative regulation of transcription elongation by RNA polymerase II
Cellular component (GO): NELF complex
Source: RefSeq, a predicted model, not a curated record